This is a messenger RNA of Mugil cephalus (flathead mullet), 1188 nucleotides long. Its product is annotated as claudin-4-like. NCBI's taxonomy places the organism in Eukaryota, Metazoa, Chordata, Actinopteri, Mugiliformes, Mugilidae. Gene Ontology annotation, molecular function: structural molecule activity. Gene Ontology annotation, biological process: cell adhesion; bicellular tight junction assembly. The transcript has a single exon. The coding region runs from base 175 to 834 and encodes 219 amino acids. Gene Ontology annotation, cellular component: bicellular tight junction; plasma membrane. The record is from RefSeq and is a predicted model, not a curated record.
UUUUCUGAAUCCUCACUUGUUCAGUUACCUCAUCGGCCUAACAGGUAGUUAACAUCCAUCAGAGGAGAAGAAGACAAACAAUUCUCAGGCCUACGCGAGAGAGAGGGAUAAACGGAGAAGGCUAAAUUGAAUAUUGAAAAGGCGAAGAGGUUUUAACCAAAUCUACUAUCCAAAAUGGUGUCUGCUGGGUUCCAAAUACUGGGCACAGCCCUGGGCAUUCUGGGCUGGAUUGGUGCCAUCAUCGUGUGUGCCAUUCCUAUGUGGAGGGUCACUGCUUUUAUCGGCAGCAACAUCGUCACCUCGCAGACCUCCUGGGAAGGUAUAUGGAUGAGCUGCGUGGUUCAGAGCACAGGCCAGAUGCAGUGUAAGGUCUACGACUCCAUGCUGGCCCUCAGCGCUGACCUUCAGGCUGCUCGGGCCCUGACCGUCAUCUCCAUCGUGGUGGGCAUCCUGGCUAUCCUGCUCGCUGUCGCCGGGGGGCAAUGCACCAACUGCGUGGAGGACGAAACGUCAAAAACCAAGGUUGGCAUCACGUCCGGGGUGGUCUUCAUCAUAGCUGCGGUCCUCUGCCUCGUCCCUGUCUGCUGGACAGCCCACACCGUCAUCCAGGACUUUUACAACCCACUUUUGGUCAGUGCCCAGAAGAGAGAGCUGGGUGCCGCGCUUUACAUCGGGUGGGGCGCUUCUGCUUUGAUGCUGAUCGGAGGGGGAAUGCUCUGCGCCAACUGCCCAUCUAAAGACGACGGCUCCUACAGCGCAAGGUACAAGGCUGCCACAUCCAACGCUGCCAGAUCCAACGCCUCGGCACCUUCGUCUGUGAAAGACUACGUCUGAAACAGCUCCAGAGAUCACUUAGAGUCUGGGACAGAUUUCACAGUUACUAGUGGGUUGUGAAUGUUGAUAUUUCACGUUGUUAUUUCAUGAAAAAGAUACUCCUCAUGUGAGUUUUUGGGGAAAGUUAACCAAAAAGAAUUGCCCUAAAGAAACAUGUACUUGUAUAUGUUACUUGUAUGGUUGUUAAAAAAUGUAUGGAUGUUAUUAUGACUUAGAUAAAUAGCUAGGUUUUUUCUAUAACCACAGUUUUUAUUUUGUAAGAUGUUGGCACUGGUUAUUCUUUUACGAACCGUGUGUAAAUGCCAUACAUUGUGUUGUAUUGUAAAUAAAUAUUUUUAUUGUUCACAAAUUUGA